Thunnus maccoyii (southern bluefin tuna) is the source of this 2993-nucleotide messenger RNA. RefSeq names its product eukaryotic translation initiation factor 2-alpha kinase 1 (gene eif2ak1). The transcript is spliced from 15 exons. Gene Ontology annotation, molecular function: ATP binding; protein kinase activity. The record is from RefSeq and is a predicted model, not a curated record. Bases 901 to 2787 code for a protein of 628 amino acids. NCBI's taxonomy places the organism in Eukaryota, Metazoa, Chordata, Actinopteri, Scombriformes, Scombridae. Gene Ontology annotation, biological process: protein phosphorylation.
UUUAACAUUUUAUCAAAAUAUUAUUACAUUUUCUGCAAUAGGUAGCACCUGUCUGCACCUGUACACUCUGCAUUUUACACAUCAGCCCCUAAUUCAUAUUAUAGGUUUGGGGCAGUUACCUGAUAGUGCUUAUAAGAUGUUAAUGACCAAUUAACAAUUAAAGAAAUAAUUUUUCUAUAUUUUUCGGACAGUUCAGUCCUGUUCUCUGUUGUAUGGAGAAAACUCAUGUUAAACAUGUUUAAGGUGUUGUCUAAAUUAAUACUACAAAUCAAUUUUUAAGUAAAUGUAUCCCUUAUUGAUUUCUAAUACAGUUGAAAAUGCUAGCUACAAAUCAGAAAAGUACUAACUUGACCUACCACUAACUUGCAUCCUAAUGUGAUAAAUUAACACUGACAUUAGAUUUUACAAGUUUAUUAACCAAUACUAUGGUAAUAUUGAUAUUAGCUCUUAUGGUGUGGUAUUUUUACAUAUGGCCCAUCCCCAAUUGACAGGGUUAGCCUGAAUCUCAAAUGAAAUUGUAGUUGACAAUAAAGUUUGCUAUGUCAAAUCUUAGUUUGGAAAUAAGUUUCUGCUUCAAAUCAAGUCAAAACAUCAACACAUCCUACAGUAUGAUGAAAUGAGAGUCAAGAAGUGACAGGCAAUUCUGCCAGAUGAGACCGCCCUGCUGUCCCACUCUGGCACAGUGUGUAUCUCCCCUCUGCUUGGUCAUGUGUUUAUAUACAGUAAACAGUAGGUGGAGGAGCCUGGUGUGCACUGGACCAGGCAGAUAAGCAUUACUGCUGUGCACGCCCCCUUAUGCAUAAACAAGAUGAACUCAUUUUUGCUUUGGAGUGAACAGGAUCAUGAUCAGUACAGCUCUGGGUGCUUAAUAUCGCACUUGAAGUGGUUUUAUACAGAAAAAUGGACCUAGGAGAAAAAAACAUCGUUGAAAUGAUAGCAAAAGUAAUUGAAGAAGCUUCUGACACAGAUAAUAACUGUGAAGUGUUGAUGGCUGGUAAACAAUAUCCGUCCAUCCAAGAGUUUGCCUCAGCAAUCCCCAACCACCUUCUCCUGGGGUCCCUGCUGGAGCACCUGUGCUUCGUCUAUGAGAGCAACCCAGCACGCUCUCGUAUGCUGUUUAAAGUCAUUGGCCAGCGUUUAGCUGCUAUGAACCUCCUCUCACCUCUGGCUGUAAGUGAUGAGUUCAGCACCGUCAGACUCCAGCACAACCGGGCCUUCACUGAGCUGCUACAUGCUGCCAGCUCCUCACUGUAUCCACAGGGCCAGCAACUUCACGGCACCAACGCACACAAUUUUGCUGUAAGGCCUAUAGAGGGACUGUUCCAAGCGCAGACGUCACGUUAUCUUAGUGAGUUUGAAGAAAUCUGCAGACUUGGAAAAGGAUCAUAUGGAAAUGUUUUUAAGGUUAUGAACAAACUGGAUGGACAGUGUUAUGCCGUGAAGAAAAUUCUCAUCAAAAAAGUCUCAAAGGAUGAUUGCAUAAAGGUCCUCAGGGAAGUCAAAGUGUUGUCCAGCCUGCAGCAUGUUAACGUGGUGGGCUAUCACACUGCAUGGAUGGAACAUGUUCAGCCUGCAGCACAGCCUGAAUCUCUCCUGCCUGCACUAGAAUCACCUGGACUACAAGACAGUUCUGAUGAGAGCCAUAACAGCAGCGACACAAGCUCCUCUAUAGUUUUUCAAAGCCUCGGUCAAGCACAAACAGACACAAUUGCCGCAGUUCCUCCAAGAGAGACCGAGCCUGUUACAGCCUUAGUCCCUGCACAAGAGAAGGGCCAGGUGGUGUGUCCGAAGACCAUGCGCCACCUUCCAGAGAACUACGUUCCCUGUGUGUUCCUGGGAAAGCAAGGUCCCAAGAUAAGCUCCAAAUGUCCUGCAAUGAAUUUGGACACUUCAGCACUGAUAGAAGAGGAGUCCAGCAGGAGCAGCAUCGAGCUGAACAACAACUCCUGCAUUGACAAGGAGUAUUGGCAGUGGGCUGGCACACCCAUAGCAAAGCCUGCUAAAGAGGUUCAGUUCCACCUGAUGCUCUAUAUUCAGAUGCAGCUGUGUGAACGCUCGCUGAAGGACUGGAUCUCUGAGAGGAACAACAAGCCCAAAGAGGAACAACCAUCAAGAUGUCCUUAUGGAUGUGUUAAUAAAGAACACACUGUCAGCCUGCUGAGGAACAUACUUGAAGGAGUGGAGUACAUUCACUCUAGAGGAAUCAUGCACAGAGACCUGAAGCCGAGAAACAUUUUCCUCCACGGUCAUGACUGCCACGUUCGGAUCGGGGACUUUGGUUUGGCCUGCAGGGACAUAGUGGCUGGCCAUAAAAACACCACCUCUCCAAACAGCGAUUCUUCACAUACUACAGGUGUCGGCACAUUUGUGUAUGCUGCACCGGAACAGCUGAAGGGCUCCCAUUAUGAUUCAAAGUCAGACAUGUACAGCAUCGGAGUGCUGGCUCUAGAGCUAUUCCAGCCCUUCGGGACAGAGAUGGAGCGGGUCCGGACCCUUGGGGACCUGAGAGAGGGAAAAAUCCCAGACUCGUUCUGCCAAAGAUGGCCAGUCAUGGCCAAAUAUAUCAUGAAGCUGACUAGUAAAGAUCCCAGUGUUCGUCCCACAGCCAGCCAGCUUUUAGAGAGUGAACUCUUCUGCAGUAAAGACAUGGUAUGGAGGGAUGUGAUCCAUGGUUUGCAGAGAAAGGUUGAAGAACAGGAGGAAGAGAUCAUACAGCUGAGAAGACAGAUCAGUCAGCUCCAGACCUCACAAGUCACAGAUCAUUUCUCUGAGUCAGACAAGAUCUGAGCCUUAAAAAUCUCCACAAUCCAGAGACUGUCAAAACUUGGAUUUAUUCAACCACUGCUGUAUUAUGUUUUGAUGACUUGGUACAAGUGGUAGGGUGUCUGCGUGUGUGUGUGUGUGAGCAUUUGAGUGUGUCUUGUGCACCUGGAUGUAAAGGUGCAAUUAUUUAUCUUUAUUCAGCUAUUCAAUAAAGUGUAUUUCUGCUAUGA